Molecule: messenger RNA, 603 nt
Organism: Phycomyces blakesleeanus NRRL 1555(-)
Lineage: Eukaryota; Fungi; Mucoromycota; Mucoromycetes; Mucorales; Phycomycetaceae
Exons: 3
Coding region: 1-603 (200 amino acids)
Source: RefSeq, a predicted model, not a curated record
AUGUAUAUUUCAAUUGCUGGUGUAUUCUUGGUCCUGUCUGGAUGUGCAUCUUUUGGCGCUGCUCAGAUCCAAUCUCUCGAUGGUUUGUUCAAUGUAACGUCUCCAAUUGAAAGUGGGAGUUAUGUGGCCGGGCAGAAACUACCUGUAACUUACAUUAUCCUCCAAGAAACCACAAGUCUAAAGAUGAAUAUUUUUCUCCAAGCGGUCGGAAUGAACUUUACAACGACUACAAUUGCUCUAAAUGCUGAUGUAUCCCAAGAAGUGUCCUCUAUUGUCACAGUCAAUCAGAAAACAUUCUGGCAACACUCUUACAAUUACGAUAUUCCUCAAAUCUCUCCUGCAGGGGCCUACAAGGUCGUUUUUCAAUCUGUCAAUACCAACGUCAAUACUUCAGUUGGAAUCAAUCUAAACCCAUUCAUUUCCUCAUCUUUGACACCUCCUUCAUCAACCCAGGCAUCUUCUGCAGCAUCAGCCUCGAGCUCAACUGGAUCUUCGUCUUCAAACUCUUCAAGAACUGCAAAUGAUAGUCAACGGAUUUCGGGAAAUAUCGGCUUUGUGGCUGCUGUUCUUGCCACAGGCCUCUUUUUCAUAACCACAUUUUAG